AAAACUUCAUGGGGUAGGCAAAGAAUUAGUAUAAAAAAUUCGAUUUCACCUGAAUAUGUAUGCUCCAUAGAAGACUUCCCUUCAAAUUUCCACAUUCUGCCAUUGUUUCCAUGAUGAAACCUUUCCUUUCCCACAUACCACUGAUUAACAAGGACUCAACUUUCUAGAGCUUUCUUACUGAAGAGCCAAAAAGGGCAGUGGCCUCCGAUGACUGGCUUGUCUCACACUUGAUUCUUGUGGGGAUCAACUGAUGGCAGAAAUGGAACAAGCAAACGAAAAAACAGGGGUGGUAAUAGGAGAGGCUGCUGGUGCUGGCUCUCUUUUGUUGCAGAAAUUGAAGGGAUACCUUGAAAGUAAAUGUUGUGCUCGAAAGUGCGAAAGCGAUUCGAGGCGUUCAAGGAUGAAACCCAACAUCUGAUCACUCAAUUUGCAGAAGUAGAAAGAAACCAUGGUAGUCGGUUUGAUGAUCAAACUACUGAAACCGAUGGAAGUUUGCAAGAAGAUACAUGGAUGGGGAGUUCAAAGGAGGUUAUCUGCAAUAUUGAGGAUGAAGUUGAUCAGAUCAUGACCAUACAGUUCUCCACCAACAUCAACACUAACAAUAAGCUUUUCCGGAUGCUGCCUUCUUCGGGACUCGCCAAUUGUCGCAGUAUUAAGAAGCAUUUGACAGCCAUUCAGAAAUUGCAGAAGGAUCUGACAAGUAUUGCCAAUGGUGGUAGAAAAUUUGGCCAUCAUGUGUCGCAGACAGUACACUCGCCAGCAGCUCUGGUGACCGGGGCUGAUAAUAACGGCAGGCGUGACAUUGAGGAGAGGCUGUUACAAUUCCUCACGAACGCGGAGACAUCUGAGAUAGUGCUUGUUACAGGAAUGACAGGUGUAGGGAAAACCUUCCUCGUCCAAAGGGCAUUCAAUCAGGUGACACGACGUCAUUUUGAACCUUUUUGGCUCUCUUAUGAUCCUUCCCUGGAGAAGAAAGACAAUUUGGCCAAUCUUUACGAGAAGAUCAUUAUGAAAAGAUGCACUUAUGUAGAACUUCCAAUUUACGUGCGGGAACAUAUGGAACUAAAAAAGUUGGAGUGGCAUGCGCAACAAAAAUUAGGUUUUUCAGGAAGCUUCAGGCUCGUUGUAGAUGAUGUUCCAGAAGUUCAAGAAGCGUGGGAUUUCCUUACCAGUGCUUUGCCUCAAAGUACUGGAAGGGUAAUUUUCAUCACUCAGAACAUUGAAUCCGCGAAAGCGUUCAAAUGCGACAUCCCUCACACUUGCAUUGAGAUUGAGAAACUAAAACAUGAGGAUGCUUGGCGUUUGUUCAGUGAGACUGCAUCCCAACACCUGGAGUACAACGAUCCUUGGCGAUGUCCCGAGUCUCUCAAAAAGGUUGCCGAAGCCACUGUGAGAGAUUGUCAUGGUCUGCCCCUUCCCAUUGUCACAGUGGCCACUCAACUUGCAAAUCGGGGGAUGGACCCUUCUGUAUGGUAUACGCUGCGUGGGAUUCUAAUGAAGAAACCUCUCCUUCCUAAGGCAACCAAUGAAACUCAAACCUAUCCUUCUGAUCAUAGCAUCAGCAAUGAUGCUGCUCUGAUGCUCUGUUAUAAUGCACUGUGUUUUCCACUAAAAUAUAUAUUGUUCUACUGCUGCUUUUAUUUGAGGGGUCGUGAAAUACCAGAGAAGAAGUUAAUACGGUUGUGUGUGGCUGAAGGCUUAGUGGAGGACACAGAAAACACGUCCGCAGAAUAA
Ilex paraguariensis (yerba mate) is the source of this 1734-nucleotide messenger RNA. NCBI's taxonomy places the organism in Eukaryota, Viridiplantae, Streptophyta, Magnoliopsida, Aquifoliales, Aquifoliaceae. The record is from the annotation of a GenBank genome assembly.